AUGCAUAAGUCAGGUAAAACUGAGUAUCUGAAGUCAAAACACAGAAAAUGGACCUUUGAGACAGCAAAGCAUGUGGGCAAAAGAGCUGUAGUCCUACGUGCCUGGCUUCAAAUACUGGCUCUGCCACUUACCGGCACGUGGUAUCACAGCAGGAUCCUAAACCACGGCCCGCCGCCAAAGCCUCAGCUACCCACGCUGGAAUUUAACCCGCCCAAGACUCACCAGCCCCGAGAACUCCGCGAGCACUACUUCCGGUCCUGCGCGGAACUUCCUGGCUUCGUGAAAGUGGGCGGGGUGGGGGAGCCGGCAGCCGGAGGUGGUCCUGCCGAUUUUGCGUCUGAGCCCAAGGCACUUCUAGAGGUUGACCAGAGUUACGCUUCUUGUCCUAGUAAUUUCUUGGCUCUUUGUGCCAGUAAUUACUACAAUGGCUGUAUAUUUCAUAGAAAUAUCAAGGGUUUCAUGGUUCAAACAGGAGAUCCGACAGGUACUGGAAGAGGAGGUAGCAGUAUCUGGGGCAAGAAAUUUGAAGAUGAAUACAGUGAAUAUCUUAAGCACAGCGUUAGAGGUGUUGUAUCUAUGGCUAAUAAUGGCCCAAACACCAAUGGAUCUCAGUUCUUCAUCACCUAUGGGAAGCAGCCACAUCUGGACAUGAAAUACACAGUAUUUGGAAAGGUAAUAGAUGGUCUGGAGACUCUAGAUGAACUGGAGAAGUUACCAGUAAAUGAGAAGACAUAUCGACCUCUUAACGAUGUACACAUUAAGGACAUAACUAUUCAUGCCAACCCAUUUGCUCAGUAGCUAUAAUAGACCUGGACAAAUACUUGGCAAACUACUCAAGGAACACACCUAUUAUGGUUUACCCAGUUUUAAUUAUGUCAGAGAUUGCAUCAUUAUACAACUUGUUUACAACUAAGAUCUACUUGUUUACAGCUAAGAUCUUCUAUGAGUUGGUGUUACCAAGGGAAGCCAAACAGCUUUAACUCCUAUUCUUAGAGGAUAUUCUUUACUGUAACUAUUUUUUUUUUCACACACACACACACACACACACACACACUGUAUUUUAUUUUUACAAGAGAUAAAUAGACUGACACCAAGCACUGUACAGGGAUGACCACAAAAAAGCAACAAUGAUUGCAAUUACCAAACAUGAAACACACUCAUACUAUGUCAUAAUAUUGACAUUCAGUCCAGUAAUCCUCCACUGUAACAGCUCCUUUACUUUGCAGUGAAAAUUGAUUUGUAUAUUCUUUGCCUCUGAGUCCUUGUGGGAUUUUUUUUUUUUUAAUUCAAACAGAAAGUCACAAAAAUUAUACUCAUCCUCAUCAGUUCACUCAGUCCCAUGUAAUUAAUUUUUUUUUUCAUCUUGAUCUUUUGUUAGCACUUUUAUGAGUUCAUCAGUUUUUCAUUAGAGUUCUGAAAAUGCUUAUUCAUUCAGUUCAGCAGUGCAGUCAGUUACCAGAAACCUGUACUUGUCAGAGUCUUUUCCAUGAAUUUCUUGAAGGUGAAACCCUUUUAUAGGAACAUAUUUGCAAAAGCAUCAGAGUACACCCAGAACUGUCUGUAAAUGACAAAAGACUUAAAAAUGACCACGGUUAAAGAUUUGAUGAAAGUUCAUAAUAAUGCAGUUGACAAGAAAAUUAGUUAUUUCUGAGAUAUACAUUUUAAAGUAAUAACUAGGAUUAUGACUUAUAACAUUAUACCAGAACAUAUAAGAUUUUUAGAAAUUUCAUGUAAUGUCUGAAACAUUUAUAUUAACAUAUUUCCAUACAAAU
Molecule: messenger RNA, 1772 nt
Organism: Balaenoptera acutorostrata (minke whale)
Lineage: Eukaryota; Metazoa; Chordata; Mammalia; Artiodactyla; Balaenopteridae
Gene: PPIL3
Product: peptidylprolyl isomerase like 3
Exons: 6
Coding region: 1-798 (265 amino acids)
Biological process (GO): protein folding; protein peptidyl-prolyl isomerization
Cellular component (GO): catalytic step 2 spliceosome
Molecular function (GO): peptidyl-prolyl cis-trans isomerase activity
Source: RefSeq, a predicted model, not a curated record